This is a messenger RNA of Nilaparvata lugens (brown planthopper), 3944 nucleotides long. Its product is annotated as zinc finger protein 271-like. Gene Ontology annotation, biological process: regulation of cytokine production; negative regulation of transcription by RNA polymerase II; regulation of immune system process. Lineage: Eukaryota; Metazoa; Arthropoda; Insecta; Hemiptera; Delphacidae. The transcript has 6 exons. The record is from RefSeq and is a predicted model, not a curated record. Bases 152 to 1903 code for a protein of 583 amino acids.
UGUGUAACUCCCAUCCUCCCAAGUGUAAUGGUAGACCUAUAAGUAAGUGUUUAUGUUUAGAUUUUUUCAUUAUUAUCGAUACAUUCCGUAAAUAGAGAAAGUCAAAAGUGACUAAUUGUUCCGUAAUUAGUGACAUUAACCUAGGAAAAUCAUGGAGUCUACUGUAAAGUCUGAGCCAAUGGAUUCUGCUGAAUGGCCAGAAGACAUGGCCGAUGUCAAAGUUGAGAUUGACAUAGACUACACCAUGUCCUGGCUUGGCAAGCAGGAGAUUCUGCAUGAAGAACAGGUGACAUCCAUCCCAGUAAAAGUGAAUGAAACAACUCUUCAUGACGAAGGCGUAGAUAUGGAGAAGAACGAAUGUAAAGAAAAAGGACAACUAUCCAGCAAAGAGACAACUCUACUCACUGCCCAUAUCAAACUGGAUUGCAAUGAAGUGCUAGAUAGAAUUUCCACAGCAUCAAACCAAAGGCAGAACUCAAAUAAUGAUUUUGAGCCAUCAUUAGCUGGCAGUGGGAGUGAUUCCUCUGCAGAAGAGGAGGGAGAAGGUAGCAAGGAAGAAGUAAGAGGAGAAGAAGGUUUUGAAGAAGAGAGGGUGUUAUGCAAAACAAAAAUUGAAAAACCAAAUAUGUGUUGUUUCUGUGGAAAAAGUUUCUCCAGAUCUAGUCAUUUGACUGUUCAUAUGCGUUCUCACACUAAAGAGAAGCCUUACCCAUGUACAGUCUGUACAAAAAUGUUCUCCACUUCUAGUCAAUUGACUGUUCAUAUGCGUUCUCACACUAAAGAGAAGCCUUACCCAUGUACAGUCUGUACAAAAAGGUUCUCCACAUCUAGUGAUUUGACUGUUCAUAUGCGUACUCACACUAAAGAGAAGCCUUACCCAUGUACAGUCUGUACAAAAAGGUUCUCCACUUCUAGUGAUUUGACUGUUCAUAUGUGUACUCACACUAAAGAGAAGCCUUACCCAUGUACAGUCUGUACAAAAAUGUUCUCCUUUCCUAGUCAAUUGACUGUUCAUAUGCGUUCUCACACUAAAGAGAAGCCUUACCCAUGUACAGUCUGUACAAAAAGGUUCUCCACAUCUAGUGAUUUGACUGUUCAUAUGCGUACUCACACUAAAGAGAAGCCUUACCCAUGUACAGUCUGUACAAAAAGGUUCUCCACUUCUAGUGAUUUGACUGUUCAUAUGUGUACUCACACUAAAGAGAAGCCUUACCCAUGUACAGUCUGUACAAAAAUGUUCUCCUUUCCUAGUGAUUUGACUGUUCAUAUGCGUACUCACACUAAAGAGAAGCCUUACCCAUGUACAGUCUGUACAAAAAUGUUCUCCAAAUCUAGUCAUUUGACUGUUCAUAUGCGUUCUCACACUAAAGAGAAGCCUUACCCAUGUACAGUCUGUACAAAAAGGUUCUCCACUUCUGGUGAAGUGACUGUUCAUAUUAGGCAUGCACAUACUAAAGAGAAGCCUUACCCAUGUACAAUCUGUACAAAAAGGUUCUCCACUUCUAGUGAUUUGACUGUUCAUAUGCGUACUCACACUAAAGAGAAGCCUUACCCAUGUACAGUCUGUACAAAAAUGUUCUCCACUUCUAGUGAUUUGAUUGUUCAUAUGCGUACUCACACUAAAGAGAAGCCUUACCCAUGUACAGUCUGUACAAAAAUGUUCUCCACUUCUAGUCAUUUGACUGCUCAUAUGCGUACUCACACUAAAGAGAAGCCUUACCCAUGUACAGUCUGUACUAAAAUGUUCUCCACUUCUAGUCAUUUGACUGUUCAUAUGCGUUCUCACACUAAAGAGAAGCCUUACCCAUGUACAGUCUGUACAAAAAGGUUCUCCACUUCUAGUUAUUUGACUGUUCAUAUGCGUUCUCACACCAAAGAGAAGCCUUUCCAGUGUUCAGUCUGAGGAAAAACAUUCUCUCAGUCUGUACAUUUGAAACGACAUAUGCAUACCCACACGGUUUUAUUAACUCAAUUCCUUCUUCUCUAUUGGUGUGUUUCUGUGUGAUAUGUUUUCAAAAAUGAAAAAUAUUAGGCUUUUCAUAUUUUAUUAUCAUUUGGACCUACGUUUCAUGAUAGGUUGUAUGUAGUUACAUAAUGUUGUGCUAUGGUGCUUGUAAAGUGAAGAGUCUCUUAUAGUAAAGUCCACGUUAUAAUAGCAGUGGAGAAAGAUAGGAGAAAAUUCGCUGUGGAUCCUCUGUCUUGUCAAUGCCUCCGAUAGAUGGUAGCUUAUACAUGUUCAUUGAUAUAAUAUUAACUGUUCAUUCUCAUUUCAAAUAAUCAACUAUAUUUUAUUAAGCUAUAAAUUAGGCCUUUAUUUUCAAUAAUUUCAUGAUGAAUUUACAUAAUUAAGAUGAAAUAUUUUGUUUAUUACUUUGUUGAAUGAAAGACAAGGAAAGCAAUACCAUUGCUAAUCAAACACUGCCAUUAUAACGUGGACCUCACCAUAGUAUAGAUUUAUUGUAAACUUCAUUGUAUUUUAGUUUAGGUUUUGUUAACUUCUCGAGCUAAGCCUAUUUUAGCAACCAUCUUUCUUUUCCUCAGCCUGCUUAUGCAUCAAUCUACUUCAAACUCUGGCUCAUUAUUACUUUAUUUUCAAAUGGAUUGUAAUAACUAUCAUAAAUUUAUGUUCUCAUAAAUGAUUAAUAAUACUUGUAAUGUAUGUAUUAUAAAUAUUUUCUUGGUAUCGAAUUUGAAUAAAUCAUGUAUUGAAGUGGAUUACGAUUAUUUCACUAGGAAUGUUGUAAGAAUAGAGCAUAACAGAAAAAAUGCUCACAAACUGGGUUCUGAGUACAUGAGUGAGAAGGUUUUUAUUUCGUUGCCAACCCAGGAAGUACAGGCACUUGGCCUAUCCAAGAAAAGGACUAAUGACUGGUUGAUUGAUAGAAUUUAUCAAUGCAAUGUCCAUAUAGUUGAAAAGCUGUAUGAGAUGAAACCUUGCUUUAAAUGUUUGACCACCAAUUUUCCCAAACAUCAUGAAAAUUUUGAGUUUAAGUUAUCGAUUGACUGAACAUUUUCUCUUCAGAAUUCAUCAUUCUACAAUAAACUCCAAUAGCCUAGUUCAAAAUACCUAUCAAUCACCAUGCAAACAAGUUGACCUCUUUUAAAGCAAGAAAAAAAAGAAUUUUUUUGCAAUGUUGCACUAUUUUUAAAAAUUUUGUAGCCAUGAAAAAAUAUAAAAAAUACCACUUUCCCCCAUGUUUGUUUGGCUAAUCCAUCGACAACAAUGUGAUACAUGGUUGACCUCCCCAAACGAUCUAUGUAGGUUUCAAUACUGGACUCUGCAGCCCAUUUUGCAGCCUCCACUCCUCUGUCAAUCCUGCAAACUGUGGAAGCAGACAUCUAUUUCCCCUUUUCAUUUCAAGAAUAAUACCUCUCAGACUUCAGUUAAAAGAAAUAAAAAAGAUUCAUUCAUAUAAUUAUUUCAUCAGGACACAAAAUACAAUAGUCACACUUUCUACCAUUAAAAUGACAAUAGGAUGUAUUAUAUAACAAUAUUUCUGUCAUAGCAAUAGGCCUACUAAGUUAUAACAUAGAGAAACAAUAGCAUAAGUAGAUAUCCCAUCCCUUUGAACUCUACAAGGAGUUCCAGGCAAGUCUUCGUAAAUUGGAUGGCCAGAAUGGUUCCCAGCUCAGCCUCUCACUCCGCACACAGCAGCGAGCCUCCCAGGUCGAAUGGCCAGCAAUCAUUCCGACUCAAGCUCGAAUGGCCAGCAGUGCUGGCCGUUCUACACAUAUUUUUCAAUAGUCUACAAGUAAUCAGGCAAAACAAUGAACUCUCUGUUCAGUGGCGCGAUCUAUAGACAAAAUAUUGAACUAUCAGAAGCGUCCAUUUUGAAGAAUUCAAAAUAAACCAGUAGAAUCGUGUACAAAGGAGAAAAUGUUGUUAGUAUGAGAAAUACCUACUAUUAUUUCUAAUUACUACUAUUAUUAUAAGUAAUAGUAGG